AUGGUGAUGAAGCACCAGGGACAGGGCGUCAAUGGGCACCACACCUGCCUACCCCCAGAUGGGUCCCUGGGCAGACGCUUCCUGGUGCUGUGGGAUUUUCCGCGCUGGUGGAAGCGCCUCCCUCGACAGAGCUGGGAUGCUGUCCUAGAGCCAAGCGCCCGCGCUCCUGUUGGCCGCUGUUGGGGGGCGGCAGGGAGGGGGACCCCGUUGGUCGCCAUUGGCUGUGCGUUCCGUGGGUGGCGGAGGGAAGACACGCAGCCCGUAGCCCUGGCCUCACUCCCGCUGUCCAGCCGCUCACGCUCCGGAUUCCCGCGGGCUGCUUUUGUGGACUCACCGGGCAGUGGAGCUUGGUGCCCCCCCAAAUCCCACUGGGAACUGCUGAUCCGAGAUCGGUGCAUUCUCAUCCGAGGGUCCUCCCUGGCUUCUUCCCUCUUCACGGUGGCUGCAAAUCUAUUCAAGUUUUUCACCUGCCACAGACAGAGCACUUGCGUUCCGCCAGCGGUGCGCCCGGAGUUCGGGAAACCACCCCAGCAACCUUCUUUUUUUCCAGAAUUCCAGGAUCCGACAGGAGGCAGAUAUUGCAGAAUCAUUGUUAAGCAAUAGCCUACCAACAGGAAAAGAAG
Messenger RNA from Suncus etruscus (white-toothed pygmy shrew), 623 nucleotides. RefSeq lists its product as uncharacterized. NCBI's taxonomy places the organism in Eukaryota, Metazoa, Chordata, Mammalia, Eulipotyphla, Soricidae. The transcript is spliced from 4 exons. Bases 1 to 603 code for a protein of 200 amino acids. The record is from RefSeq and is a predicted model, not a curated record.